Paramacrobiotus metropolitanus is the source of this 1596-nucleotide messenger RNA. RefSeq names its product cytospin-A-like. The record is from RefSeq and is a predicted model, not a curated record. The transcript is spliced from 5 exons. The coding region runs from base 324 to 1394 and encodes 356 amino acids. NCBI's taxonomy places the organism in Eukaryota, Metazoa, Tardigrada, Eutardigrada, Parachela, Macrobiotidae.
AUGUCUUUUGCUAGGCAAUCAAUAUCAAAUGACGUUUCGGCACAACGCGAUUGCGUGCAUUCCAAAAGAACUAACUAUAAAAACCUACGGAUUUGCAAAUACAGGGCAUUCUUUUCAAAUUUUAGUCUCGCAUGUUGAUAGCAGGAAUUACAUCACUGGACUCUACCAUACAAAGCUCAAACUAUCGCCGUGUUUACGACUGGAGGCUUCGUUAAUUGUUAUUGCUCGAAAUUUUUUUGUGCCACAGUUCUUCGUGAUUUUAAGGUUGUCGUGAUUCCUGCCUCGUAUAUGGAAGCAUUGCCCACUCUUUUUCUUAGCUAUCCAUGAUGGACAACUGGCCUUCGUUGGAAUUCCUGCUACUUUUGGUGGUUGGUGCUGGAGGCACUAAUAAUAAUGAAGCUUACAAAUACAAGCAUGCAGUGCUGUAUCCAUACAAGAAUGCCGUAAUUUAUCUUGCUGACACAGUUAUGUUACCGCUCAGUGCCGCGCCCGUUCCCGUGAACGCUAAUCAAACCGAGUUAACGCCUGAAUUGCAAAAAUUUGCGCGCGACUGCAAAACCUUCAACGCCAUUGUUCGUGAUAUCAGCGCCGCAGCAGAAACAGAAAAGGUGAAAACACAGCAGCAAGUGGAGCAGAAAAAUGCGGAAGUCGCCGCCUGCAGUGGUCAGUUAAACCAAAAACAACACGAGCUGAAUGUAAAAAAGGCCGAACUGAGUGGACAGGAGGUGCAGUUGAAUGAGGCGCACAGCCAUUUGGCGCACGCCCAAGCGGACGCACUUCACGCCCAGCAUGAAUACGACGAAGCGCUGCGUAGAGUGGAACCAAUAAGAAACUGCAUCACUGGCAGAAAAAAACGAGGGAUUGAGAAGCUUUUCAAGAAGCUUUUGGAAUUUCCGUGCCACGUCGUGUACAAUAUCGAUAGCGCAAAAGACCGCCGAACGGCAGCGGCACGCAAGAAAGUUCAGGCUCAAGCACGAGUCCAUGACCUUACUCACCUGGUCAAUCAGAAACGCGCCAAACGGGAUCAUGCACAACAUCAGGUGAGCGCAGUUACCGGUCAAAAGUGCGCAUUAGAACAUCAGUUGUCCGUGCUUCAAGUGCAGCUCCGGCGGGAAACGGAACUGGUCGCGCCGAUCAGUCUGUUCUACGGAUACAUCUCCACUGUUUUUGACCACUCUGGAAGUCUGCAGAAUGUUAUGGAUAAACUCAUCUCCACAGAGCUGCUCAUAGCGCCUCUGGAGCAAAUCUCCGAGAAGUUGAUGGCUUUCACCGGCGACCAGCUGAUUAGAAACGAUAUCAGCGCGGCUUUGACUCGUAUGCGCCAAUAUACUGCCACCCUCAAAGAGAAACUGCCGCAGUAUCCCUUAUUUUUUCUUAAUCACGCUAUGGUGUAACUGUAUGAAAGAGAAUUAGAGCAUAAUCUCAUAGUAUUUAUUCACUCAAAAAACUGAGAGGGCCUUUUGGGUGAUCGAAAAACCAUAAAUUUUUAUUGCUACACCAUAAGAAUAUUAUUAAGGAUAAACAAUAGCAGCUAUGUGUUAGCAGUGUUAGCAGUGUGUUAGCAGUUCGAGUGUUAGCAGUUUAUGAAAAUCAAAA